Messenger RNA from Candidula unifasciata, 1278 nucleotides. The record is from the annotation of a GenBank genome assembly. Lineage: Eukaryota; Metazoa; Mollusca; Gastropoda; Stylommatophora; Geomitridae.
AUGUCUAGCUUGCAUUCUCCCAGAAUCCAGUGCUGCUGUUGUGCUGUGGGGGUGUUUGCAGCCAUGUUUGGCAUAUUUAUGUUGUCUGCUGGAAUCUGCAUUGUUCUUAAUGUAACUUUUAUGGAGGUUGACACAAGUGGCCUGCCCCCAGAUCUCCACAAUGAACAUGGCAAGAAGGUUGUUGGAAUCAUACUGAUAUGUGUGGCUAUAGCAUUCCUGGGUCUCAGUGCCACCGUUAGCAUCAUGUACUUCACUUUGUGCAGCAGGAAGAGCCCUGAUGUCACAAAACAACACAAGACAACCCCUGUGGGAACCACUACUGGUCCAGAGCGUAUCAGAAGUAGAGAAUCAGUACUGCAUGGAAAGAAGCGAGCUACAUCUUCCAGCUUGAAUGUGGUGCCUGUCCACAGACCAGGCAUGCACCUGCAUUCUGAGUUCUCCAAACAAAAGAAGUCUUAUCAUGUAUUGAGAAAUCGCCCUGUUUUACCACCACAUCAAGAAGAAGAAGUUGAUCUAUCAAAGUCAUCAACGGAACUAAACAGAGCUGAUGAGACAUUCUCAGCCAGUACAACAAGCAAUGGGAAGAAAAGGAAGCAAAGGGAUAGGAGAGAAGAAUCAGUAGAAUCUCUUGAUGUACACAUUAUUUCAUACUCAAACAUUAGGACACCCGUAAUUGUAGUUGACAGCUUUCAUGAGAAAGAACUGUUGGCCGAAGAUGAAAUGGAGACCCAAUUAAAUGAUUCAGUAAUAAGGUUUGAUGAAGAUAGUGUUUCCAACACUUUCAGUGAACAAUGUCGGGAGGUAGAGUCUGGUGUUCCAGUAUUUAACAUUAAUGUUCCCACCGCGGGGGUAACUAGUAGUUCUUCAGCUGAUUCUCAAGAUAUAAUAAUAAGGCACAACAAUUUGUCAAAGUUAGAUUUGAAAUCUCAUCCAGAUUAUCUUGAUACUGCCAGUAUUCAAACUGAUUUUACAUCUUCCAGCAUUGCACUUGUGUCUUCCUCAUGUACGUCCCUGCCAGAACUACAGCAACAGGUUCUGGUGGUCAGACCUGCUACAGGUGCAAGUCUUGGUUCAUUGACAAAUAUUCACAGUCCUAUAGACAGUUUUUCUGAGGAGGAUAGGGACAGUCUUUCAUGCCUACAUGUGAUCUCAGAUCAGCAUAGUACUCAUACUAUUCUACUUGAUGAAAGUCAAGAUGGUUUGAAUAGGAUGCAUCAUAAUUCAGCAUUCUCCUUCGAUGGAAAUGAUCCACCCCAGCAGUGUGAAGUGGACGGAUAA